Messenger RNA from Lathyrus sativus (Indian pea), 1062 nucleotides. Lineage: Eukaryota; Viridiplantae; Streptophyta; Magnoliopsida; Fabales; Fabaceae. The record is from the annotation of a GenBank genome assembly.
AUGGGAUUAGCUAAGCAUUUUCUCCUAACAAAUAUAGAACCAGAAUGGAUGGUUUUAUGUCUCUUACCAGUUCUUCCUCCCGAAUUGAGACCAAUUAUUCAAAUAGAUGGCGGUAAACUAAUGAGUUCGGAUAUUAAUAAACUCUAUAAAAUAGUUAUCUUUCGGAACAAUACUCUUAUUGAGCUAUUAAGAACAAGUGGAUUUACACCAGCGGAAUUAGUAAUGUCUCAAGAAAAAUUGGUACAAGAAGCCGUGGAUGCACUUCUUGAUAAUGGAAUCCGCGGACAACCGAUGAGGGACGAUCAUAAGAAAGUUUACAAAUCGUUUUCCGAUAUAAUUUCGGGCAAAGAGGGAAGAUUUCGAGAGACUCUUCUUGGAAAACGAGUUGAUUAUUCGGGGCGUUCUGUUAUUGUCGUAGGUCCAUUACUUUCAUUACAUCGAUGUGGAUUGCCCCCCGAAAUAGCAAUAGAGCUAUUUCAGACAUUUCUAAUUCGUGGUUUAAUUCGAAACCAUAUUGCUUCGAACAUAGGAGUUGCUAAGAGUCAAAUCCGGGAAAAAGAACCAAUUGUAUGGGAAAUACUUCACGAAGUUAUGCGGGGACAUCCAGUAUUGCUGAAUAGAGCGCCUACUUUGCAUAGAUUGGGCAUACAGGCAUUUCAAUCCAUUUUAGUAGAAGGACGUGCUAUUUGUUUACAUCCAUUGGUGUGUAAGGGAUUCAACGCAGACUUUGAUGGGGAUCAAAUGGUUGUUCAUGUGCCUUUAUCUUUGGAGGCUCAAGCAGAAGCUCAUUUACUUAUGUUUUCUACUACGAAUCUCUUGUCUCCGACUAUUGGGGAUCCUAUUUCUGUACCAACUCAAGAUAUGCUUAUUGGACUUUAUGUAUUAACUAGCGGAAAUCGUCGAGGUAUUUAUGCAAACAGGUAUAAUUGGUUUAAUUGCAGAAAUUCUCAAAAUGAAAAAAUGAGCAAUAAUAACUUUAAGAACUUGAAGUAUAUGAAAAAAAAGAACCCUGUUUUUGCAAUUCCUAUGAUGCAAUUGGAGCUUAUAGACAGAAAAGAAUAA